AUGACACCAUAUACUGAGACCAAACAUCAGCACAUCCCAAAAGAAUGCCUCCUCUUCCACGACCACGCCACCGCAUCCGAAGCCUCCCACGAUGAAACCCCCUUCUUCGCCGUCCACGAUCCAUCAUUCCUCUCCAUCCUCGGUCCAUCACCCUCCAUCACCCUCGGCCUGGAAAAAGACUGGCCUUUCGCCCACGAAGCCGCCGUCUACGUCCCCUCCCAAGACGCCUGCUAUAUAACCUCCAACCUCUGUCCAGCCUCUCCUCCAUCCGACCAACCAAAAAUCUACCUCGGGAAACUCACCCGCGAUGCUUCCUCUCAAACAUGGACCUACGAGACCCUCUCCACGGACAUAGCCAUGGGUAACGGCGGCAUCAACUAUCCCACCCCAUCAAAUCCCAACACCCUCCUAUUCUGCGACCAAGGCUCUCAUGACUCUCCUCCCUCCCUCGCUAUUCUCGAUCCGACGCCACCGUAUAAGACGACCCGUCUGCUGACCGCCUACCACACCCGUCCAUUCACUUCUCCCAACGAUGUGGUCAUCCACUCCAACGGCAGUAUCUGGUUCACCGAUCCAAUCUACGGCCACGAGCAAGGGUUUCGACCGACUCCCUCUCUACCCUCUCACGUCUGGAGACUGGAUCCCGAGAGCGGAGAGCUGAGACCGGUCGCGGACGGCUUCGGGAGGUGCAAUGGCGUGUGUUUCAGUCCGGACGAGGAGACGUUGUAUGUGACGGACACGGACUGGAUUCAUGGGGAUGGGACGACGGAUCAUCGUCGGUCAUCAAACAUAUACGCCUUUGACGUGAUUGAGCGACACGGAGGCCAAUUCCUCACCAACCGCCGCCUCUUCGCCAUGGCAGACUGCGGCAUCCCCGACGGCAUCAAAACCGACCUCCACGGUAACGUCUACAGCGGCACCUGGGACGGCAUCAGCGUCUGGUCACCCGCGGGCCGCCUCCUCGGCAAAAUCCGCAUCCCGGGGGGCGUGGCGAAUUUCUGUUUCGCGAAAAAGGGGGAGUUGUUGGCGUGUAAUGAGAAGAGGUUUUGGGUGGUGAAGAUUGAUGGGGCGGUGGAGGGGGCGUUGUUGAGGGGGUUGGGGAUUGAGGUUUGA
Molecule: messenger RNA, 1113 nt
Organism: Zymoseptoria tritici IPO323
Lineage: Eukaryota; Fungi; Ascomycota; Dothideomycetes; Mycosphaerellales; Mycosphaerellaceae
Exons: 3
Coding region: 1-1113 (370 amino acids)
Source: RefSeq, a predicted model, not a curated record